AUGAAUAAGCUUUUCAGCUUCUGGAAGAGGAAGAAUGAGACCCGCAGCCAGGGCUACAACCUUCUAGAAAAGGAUUUAAAGAAACUUCACAGAGCUGCUUCAAUUGGGGAUUUGAAGAAGCUGAAGGAAUGCCUUCAGAUCAAGAAAUAUGAUGUAAACAUGCAGGACAAAAAAUACAGAACACCUUUGCACCUAGCCUGUGCUAAUGGACAUACAGAUGUUGUACUUUUCCUAAUUGAGCAACGAUGCAAAAUAAAUGUCCUGGAUAGUGAAAACAAAUCCCCAUUGAUUAAGGCAGUACAGUGUCAAAAUGAGGAUUGUGCUACUAUUCUUCUAAACUGUGGUGCAGACCCAGAUCUGAGGGAUAUUCGUUAUAAUACUGCUCUUCACUAUGCUGUUUGUGGUCAAAGUUUGUCAUUAGUUGGAAAACUGCUUGAAUAUGAAGCUGAUCUUGAAAUGAAAAAUAAGGAUGGGUGUACUCCACUAUUAGUUGCCGUUACUAACAAUAAUCCAAAAAUGGUAAAAUUUCUUCUGGAGAAAGGGGCUGAUGUGAAUGCUUCAGAUAAUUAUCAAAGAACAGCCCUUAUGCUUGCUGUCAGUGGUGAACCAACAUGUUCAGUAAAUCAUCUUCUUCGGCAAGGUGUGGAAUUAUGUUGUGAAGAUACUCGUGGAUUCACAGCUGAGGAACAUGUUUAUUUCUUUGGUUUUACCGUGUAA
Molecule: messenger RNA, 717 nt
Organism: Nomascus leucogenys (northern white-cheeked gibbon)
Lineage: Eukaryota; Metazoa; Chordata; Mammalia; Primates; Hylobatidae
Gene: ANKRD7
Product: ankyrin repeat domain 7
Molecular function (GO): protein binding
Source: RefSeq, a predicted model, not a curated record